AUGGAGGCGCAUCACGCAACCCUGGGCCACCGGACGGUGCGGUCCCGAGCCUGAUGUCCCUUGUGCUUGAAUUCUGUAUUGUUUUUGACGGCGUCUUUCCUUUGAGGGGUUUUAGUUGGAAGAAAUCCGGCAGAAGCGGGCGGCGGAGAGAAUGCAGAAGGCUUCGUCGGGAUCGGAUUUGGAGGGUUCGAAUCCAUAUGGUAUGUUCGAUUUUUCCAUCCUUUUCCUCUUGUUUCACCUCUGAUACAGGUUUCUGUGCUCGUCAAAUCUUCGUGGACCUUUCUUUAUCGGUUUUCGUAUUCGUGAUUUCGUACAGGAAUGCAGAAAUAUGAGAGCGGAAGUCAAUUCACCGAGGUUAGAGAAUUUCUAAAAUUUCCCGUGCAUUGUUGCUAAAUUACGGUGUUUCUUUUUUUUUCCAAUUACGAUUUAUCUCAUCAUGAAAACUAUUUCUGGUUUUCAUGAACCUUACAUUACUAAAGAUUUUGCAUGUUCGAUUGGUAGCAGUAUUGAAUAGAUUAACAUGUCUUACUCUGUUAAGAGAGCCAACACCUGGAAACCUAUUUUCUCCUGCAGAAAGAUUUUAAUGCACUAUUAUUCCGGCUCAAGGAGUUGGAGAAGAAAAAUGCUGAGCUAGAAGUUGAAAACGGACAGUUACAGUCGAAGGUAACACAAUCUGGAUAGAGGAUUUAUACUUUAUUUUUCAUAGUGUUGUUUGCUAUCAACCCUGCUGAUUGUCUUUUUAAUACUUUUCAGCUUGAAACGAGGCAAACGGAGAACGACUCAUUGCUGAAGCGUGUUAAUGAUUUGGUAAACUUUUCUUGAUACCAAGAAAUUUCUUCAUUUUAGUAGUUGGAUGUAUAUCAAAACCACGCAUCUUUAUUUUCUACAGAAUAUCGGUGAUCAGUAGGUUCAAUUCUAUGCAGCUUUGUUUUCUUUACUGACUUUUCAAUUUUCACAUGGAAAACCACAGGAACAUGAGAGUUUACCUGUCCUGAGGAAAUCUUUGAAAGACGUUUCAAUAGAAAAGGACGCAGCAGUUGUUGCACGGGUAUUCGUGACCUUUACCAUUCUUAUAUGAAGUGCUUCUGCUUACGGACUGAAUUGUUUAUUUUAUGUGAUAACCAUGUAAAUCUACCAGAAUGGAUUUAACUGUGUCCUUGUUUCCGUGAUAAAUCCUAUCAAAUAACACCCGAAUUUUAACUCUUAGGCUCAUUUUUUCGAACCUUACUGUCCACCUUAUCAUCGAAUUUUUGGGCAAGUUCUAUUCAUUUACCUGAAUCAAUGCGGCUAGAAUGUGAAUGCACGCCAAAUCUUCUGGUCUUCAUCAGUUUUCACGAGCAGUUGACUUAUACAUAUUUCACUCUAAAAAUGGAGAAACAAAAUUAUGAUGGUGGGUGUUUGAAGUGACUCAAUGAGAUAUACUCCUCUAUAUUGCAUCUAGAGAAUCUUCUUAUUUUAUUUUUUUUGAAACUGCAGGAAGAUCUUCUGGCUCAAGUUCGAACGCUCAAAAAACGCUUAAAAGAGGCAGAAGAGGAGCAGUGCAGAGUAGGUUCCACUUAUUUCUAUUUUUUUGUGUACCUCAGUUAUAGGUUUUGCACUGACAGCUUUCACUGUUGUAGGCUGAAGAAGAUGCUGCAGCUUUGAGAGCAGAAUUAAAUUCAUUGCAGCAGCAAGAAAUGAGGAACCAUUAUAAUGAUAUGGCCUCGAUGGAUAGGUCGGCUGAUCUUAUUAAGUCAAUGAAAAGGGAGAUUUUGGACUUAAAGUCCCAGUUACAGGUGCGGUUUGUUUGAAUUAUGACCUUAUACGUAGAUGUAGCUGAAUGUCACUUUUCUGUUUCUUAUGGUAUGGUCGUGGUUUACUCCAGCAAGAACUACUUCAGAAGCAGGAUGGACAACAAAUGUUAGCAGAGGAACAGGUUCGAUCGUCUUCCCUCUUGGCUGAAAAACAAGAGUUGGAGGAACGGUUGACAGCUUUCUCGAAGGCCUCAGGUACAUAGCCUGUUCACAUGCACGCCAUGCACCCAUUGACACAUCUACUCGCUCCUGCUGUGUUUUUCCCAUUUGUAUUUCCAUUAUAUUUUUUCAUAGGUUCUUAAUUAUAGUCAUAUCUUUUUUUUUAUCCUAGAAUAUACAAUUUGAAAUUAUCCCCCUUCUGAAUUCUCUAUACAACCGGUUUUUGUAACUAGGUCCAAAAUCUGUCCGAUAUGCUAUACUUGUUCAUUUGAUCAAGUUAUUGUGUAGCUUUCGGAUCUCUACAUGUUGGUGCUUUUUGAUGGAGUGAAAAUAUAGAGAUUUUAAGGGGUGGAUCUAACAAACUAUAUUGGAGAUUUUUAAUAUUUUUGAUGGCCUUGAUAUUGCUGUUUAUGAAUACUGCCUUUUUAUUCUCUCUUCAUGGAUGUGGGAUUCCAGCUGCCUAAUUUUUUUUUGCCUUUACAUAAUAGGAACAAAUGGAUUUCAAUUUUUCUAUUUUCACGUCUUUUUAAAAUGAUGAUAUCCAUUUAUUCGUCGGUUACUUUUCAGAUACAAUCGUGCACGAUCCCUUUCUCUUUUGCUUUUUAUUUAGGAUAUUGGUUUGUAACCAGAUUUGUAUUUUUUUUCCCCAUUUUGCCGCAGAGGAGAUGUCCAAGGACGCUGCAAGCAAGGCAUUUUUAAUAGUAAAUGACUGAACUUUGUAACUAUAUAUCAACCUUUAGUUAUUCUUUGGGUAAUCAUGUCAGAUGACUGAUUGUAAGAAGUAGUUGUCAUAUUACAAGAGGACAUCCUUUGCUGCGUUUUUCCUGUUAUGCUGCUAGACCUGGUCUCACUGUUGCCCUGCCCAUGUGAUAAUGCACAUCCCAGUUUACACAUUCGUUAUUAGUGAGGGCUGCUUACCUUUCGUAAGCACUCUAUAGGUCAAAAAGUGACCGACAUGAACAGUCAGGAUAUUAUGAUAGAUAUUUCUUGAAUAUUCCUACCAAAAUUGCUCAAGUACUCGUGCUUCUGGCUGUUGACUUAUAACUGUCACGUUUAUAGGACUAAAUGUAUCUUUUACUGUCGCUGCAGCAAGAAAAGGAGAAGUUUGAAAAGCAGCUGCAUGAUAUGGCAGUGAUGGUCGAGAGACUUGAAAGUGGGCGUCAGAAACUUCUCAUGGAGGUAUUUCUUGCUAUGCCUCUUUCCUUGUAAUCUCAGACCCAACUGUGAUUAUCAGUUGACAGCUAGAAUUUGCCUUUAUCUCCGGCACGAACUAAUCAUAGACGAUUCCAGGUUGAUUCCCAGUCAUCUCAGAUAGAGAAGCUUUAUGAGGAGAAUUCUGAUUUAUCAGCAUCGUAUAAUGAUGCUCUUGGGGCUGUCGCACAAUGGGAGAGCCAGGUACCAGCUAUACUUUCAUAGAAUCAUGAGUGUGGCGUUCUUUUGUUAAUUAAAAUAUAUCAGCUCUGGUUCCAGCUUUUACUUGGGCAUGGCUACAAAACAAUGCCCACCGCCAAGUUUCUUUCCCUUUUUUAAUGAGAGUAAAGUAAUCUGUCUCCGGAACGUGUCCUAAACAAGUAUCAUAACGCUUUCUAGAAGAAACACACGUGCACACACGCGCACAAAGAUAGAUAGAUAGAUAGAGAGAGAGAGAGAGAGAGAGAGAGAGAGAGAUAGAUAGAUAGAUCUCUUGAAGGUCCGUUGGCUUUGAUUAUGAGCUCUUUCUCGCACCUCCAUGUGGUUGGUUUGAGGGAGAGAGAGAGAGAGAGAGAGAGAGAGAGAGAGAGAGAGAGAGAGAUUCCUUGAAGUUAUGUUGGCUUUGAUUAUGAGCUCUUUCUCGCACCUCCAUGCGGUUGGUUUGAGGGAGAGAGAGAGAGAGAGAGAGAGAGAGAGAGAGAGAGAGAGAGAGAUUCCUUGAAGGUAUGUUGGCUUUGACUAUGAGCUCUUUAUCGCACCUCCAUAUGGUUGGUUUUCCACACGUUGCAAUCUGUUCUAUUCUUUUCGGGACCAGAUGAUUACAUAACUCCGUUCCUAACAGAGAAAUCGUUUCGUUUCUCAUAAUCACCACCUAUGGCUACAUCUGACGACUUACUGAUUCAAAUUGUAGGUGAAAAGCUGUUUGGAGCAGAACAAUGAACUACGGGAAAUGCUGCACAAGGUGAGGUCAGAGCAGCUGAAUGCCGUCAACGUCAUGGCUAUCCAGACGGGCUUGGAGCCGAAGGAAGAUAGCAGAAAUAGUUUGGAUUCUCAAGGAGUUUAUGCGCUGCAGCUCAAGGUUAGGCCCUACUUUUCACUAGUGCGCUGGGGUUUGACUAAAAUCAUCGUUGACCAUGAAGUAGGAUUUCUGAAAGUUCUAGAAGUACCUCCUUAGUUUCUGCAUCAUUGACCCUUUGCCCAGGAAAACAGUUGACAAUAGCUUUCGUUAUUUCAGUAGUACCAUCUGCCGUAACUCAUCUUGCUUGUGAUUUCCGGGUUGUAGGGGCAGCUUGCCGAAGAACAGAGCAGAUCGGAGGCCCUGUCGGCUGAAGUUCUACGGCUCUCUGCAGAACUGAGACGCGCCAUCCAAUUAUAUAACAACCUCACCUGGCUGUAGGUUCCCCCCUCGCACAGUUUACUGCCCCCUCUGGGUCACAUCCGUCAACGCCCAGAGAUUCCCGUCUUUUUAACUUUUCCACCCCUUGGGUUUUGCAGCUACAGGCCCAUUCUUCGGAAUAUUGAGGACGGACUCAUGAGGAUGAAGCAUGAGAGUUUUGUCUCUUCCCAGUGA
Spirodela intermedia is the source of this 4713-nucleotide messenger RNA. Lineage: Eukaryota; Viridiplantae; Streptophyta; Magnoliopsida; Alismatales; Araceae. The record is from the annotation of a GenBank genome assembly.